AUGGCCGGAUCGCAGUCAUCGCGAGUUGGGACGGUCCGUCGUGCCAAGGCUUGCAACACGUGCCGGCGAAAGAAAACAAAGUGCGACGGACAGAGACCGAUUUGCUCUUCAUGCCAUGCCUUCAAUUUCUCCUGUAUAUUUCAGGAUACCGUCAAAGAGCCAAAUCGGUCCAGCCGUGCUUAUGUUGCAGAUUUAGAGCGACGCGUCCAGAGUAUGGAGGAGCAGUUACAGCGUCAGAGUCCAUCAGGAGCUCGGCAUGACAGCCCGUUGAAUGCUGAUAGCCUAUCUACGUCCGAUCCAGACACCCUCAUCGCGAGAGACCUGUCUGAGAUCAAUCCGAUCCAAACAGGUACUUCGAAUUCCCGCCCGGGAUGUCCUGACAACACCGGCGAUGAAGAUCUUGGCAGUACGGACUACGAGAGUGGGAUUGAUCAAACAUCCUACGUUAUCAAUGGUCGAGAUGGUAGAAUGCGCUUUUUCGGCGCCUCUUCGGGGCUCUCAGUGGCUGCAGCCCACGGGGCGGGCCGUUUUGGGACCGACACGGAGAUACGCAAGCUGCGCUCUGCCGUUAGAAAAGGCCCAACACGAUGGCAAUUGACCAGUUGGUUUCCUCGAACUCUACAAGAUGACUUUGAAAGGCGUGUUUCUCAACCACUACCUAGCAAACCCGUCACCAUGAAGCUAGUGGAGGAAUACUUUGCGGAAUUCAAUCAGUUAAUUCCGUUGUUUAACAAACCGUCAUUCAUGAGACUACUAAAGAGACAAUUUUCCUGGAAUCCAGACGAAAGUCCUUCAUGGUGGGCUUCACUUAAUGUUGUUUUGGCAUUCGCUUACCGAGAAAGAGCCCAAGCUGCAGAUGAAAAUGGCGAGAAUUGGCAAUUGUCUCUGGCGUAUAUCAAAAACGCAAUGAAUGUUACGGUUGAAUUCUUCAUGCGUGCUGCAGACUUGCUUACUGUGCAGGCCAUGUUAGGGUUGGCAAUCUAUUUUCAAGGGACACCGAAUCCUCAAUCCUUGUUCAUGUUUGCCUCUGCCGCGAUACGCUUGGCCCAAUCAAUUGGAUUACAUCGCGGGUUUACCUUUGGAUUGACGACACCCGAAAUCGAGGAAAGGCGGCGGACCUUUUGGAUAGCCUUCAUUCUGGACGCAGACAUCUCCCUGCGUGUCGGUCGUCCGCCCGCCCAGGAUGAGCAUGAUUACGACACACCGCUGCCGCCCGAGAAUCCUUUUGACGGCAAGGGGGUUUCGAGAAUAGGAGACACACCAAUUAACUUCUUUCGCCUGUUAUCACAGCUUUCCUUAGUACAGCGACGGGUAUAUCAACACCUAUACGCCGCCACGGUUCAGCAACGGCCGAGAGCGAUCAUUGUCAAAGAGAUCAAGGCGUGCGAAGACGCUCUGCUGCAGUGGAAGAAAUCUUUCCCCGUCGCUUUUGACUCACACUCAGCUUGUUCCCAAACCCCGCUUGAUCGGCAUAUCUUACGCCUCAAAAUGGCCUUUCUCUGCUGCUAUGCUAAUAUUUAUCGAGUUUGUAUGCUUGCAGGACAGCCGUCUACGAACCGGGGUAUAAUACCACCGAUAGAAGUGGAGGCAGCAGAGACUGUCGUUGCAUCACUUGAUUCAGCACGCUCAGCAGUUGGGCUGAUCAAGCACGCCAGAUCCUUUGGGUCUUCAUAUCAAUGGAACGUUCUUUACUUUCCAGCUGCAGCUUCAGGAACGUUGGCGCUUGGAAUAUUCAUGAACCCAAGCCAUGAAAAGGCCGAACAUGAUUGUUCAUUGAUAUGCGACAUAGUAAAAUACCUUUCCGAGAUCUCUGCGCAAGAACCUGGGACAUAUGUUGAUCAUGUUCUCGGGGUAUGCUUUGAUUUUGAAACUGCUAGCAAAAGGGCACUGAAGCACGACCCAAACGGGCGCCAUAAGCGGGUAGAAAACGCAAACACAGGGAAUCCUUACAACGCCUCCGAACACUCCAAGUCCGGCAGUCUGGUUGCCGAAGGUGGCAUGAAUGUUGACCUAUCCACUGGCCCAGGAACCAACCAUGAGUGUCUAAACGACAGCACAGUCGACAUUCAGCCCUCGGAUACCGACAUCGCCCUUUUUGAUUUGGCAUCAGAUCCAAUGAUGAACUGGCAAUGGUCGAUUCCUCCGUUUUGGAACUGGCAAGACAUGAUGAGCGGUUCAUCACUAGCCCCCGGAACAGGCAACGAAAGCUCACCAGACUCUUACGACCCAUCAUUUGGUGCUUAG
Messenger RNA from Aspergillus affinis, 2244 nucleotides. RefSeq lists its product as uncharacterized. Gene Ontology annotation, biological process: regulation of DNA-templated transcription; DNA-templated transcription. The transcript is spliced from 5 exons. Bases 1 to 2244 code for a protein of 747 amino acids. Gene Ontology annotation, molecular function: DNA-binding transcription factor activity, RNA polymerase II-specific; zinc ion binding; DNA binding. The record is from RefSeq and is a predicted model, not a curated record. Lineage: Eukaryota; Fungi; Ascomycota; Eurotiomycetes; Eurotiales; Aspergillaceae.